GAGGCGCAGGCGCACCGUGCCGCCCUUUUGCCUGCCAAUCUCGCCGGAAUGCUCCUUUGCUUCCUUAUAGGGAUAGUCAUUUUUAAAAAACGGAAAUGUAAAGCGGUUGCAAUGGGCAUGUGGACAGUGCUAGAGGUUAUUCUGGUCGGAGCCAUGCUGAUGUACGCUUCUGCGGCAUCACAGUUCAUAGAGGACGCAAAAUGGCGCUGCAUUGUAGGCGCGUGGCUUCGUGAGCUCGGGUUCGUAGCGUGCUACGGAUCAGUGGUAUUACGCUUGUGGGUGCUACUUGCUGAAUUCCGUACCAGGAAGGCGCAUCGGUGGACUCCGAGAGAUGCCGAGGUUCUGCGCGUGGUGGGCGCGAUGCUGGCGGGUUGUGUGUGCUAUAUGGCCGCGUUCACU
Messenger RNA from Papilio polytes (common Mormon), 399 nucleotides. It is a transcript of the gene smog, whose product is annotated as probable G-protein coupled receptor 158. Gene Ontology annotation, molecular function: G protein-coupled receptor activity. The annotation marks the transcript as partial. The transcript is spliced from 4 exons. Gene Ontology annotation, biological process: G protein-coupled receptor signaling pathway. Gene Ontology annotation, cellular component: membrane. The record is from RefSeq and is a predicted model, not a curated record. NCBI's taxonomy places the organism in Eukaryota, Metazoa, Arthropoda, Insecta, Lepidoptera, Papilionidae.